UAAAAUGAGUGGACGAGGAAAAACCGGAAAGGCCAAGAGCAAGCCCAAGUCUCGCUCGUCCCGGGCCGGACUGCAGUUCCCGGUGGGCCGUGUUCACAGGCUCCUGAGAAAGGGUAACUAUGCUGAGCGGGUGGGUGCCGGAGCCCCGGUCUAUCUGGCCGCUGUGCUCGAGUAUCUGACGGCUGAAAUCCUCGAGUUGGCCGGUAACGCGGCCCGGGACAACAAGAAGACCCGCAUCAUCCCCAGACACCUGCAGCUGGCCGUCCGCAACGACGAGGAGCUCAACAAGCUGCUGGGAGGGGUGACCAUCGCUCAGGGCGGGGUGCUGCCCAAUAUCCAGGCCGUGUUGUUGCCCAAGAAAAGCGGCGCGCCCGCCAACCCCAAGGGCAAGGUGAAAUCAUCGGCUAAAAUGAGUGGACGAGGAAAAACCGGAAAAGCCAAGAGCAAGCCCAAGUCUCGUUCGUCCCGGGCCGGACUGCAGUUCCCGGUGGGCCGUGUUCACAGGCUCCUGAGAAAGGGUAACUAUGCUGAGCGGGUGGGUGCCGGAGCCCCGGUCUAUCUGGCCGCUGUGCUCGAGUACCUGACGGCUGAAAUCCUCGAGUUGGCCGGUAACGCGGCCCGGGACAACAAGAAGACCCGCAUCAUCCCCAGACACCUGCAGCUGGCCGUCCGCAACGACGAGGAGCUCAACAAGCUGCUGGGAGGGGUGACCAUCGCUCAGGGCGGGGUGCUGCCCAAUAUCCAGGCCGUGUUGUUGCCCAAGAAAAGCGGCGCGCCCGCCAACCCCAAGGGCAAGUAAAGAGAUAAAGCGACAAUUUAGAAACCCAAAGGCUCUUUUCAGAGCCACUCAGAUUGUCUGUGGAAGGGCUGAGCACCGGCUGGGGUGGGUCCGGGGAUUUCCGUUCUGUGUGUCUGUCGUAGACAAGGGCUUAAAACUCUGUCUAAAGCGGAUCUCUUCCUCUG
This is a messenger RNA of Hypanus sabinus (Atlantic stingray), 963 nucleotides long. Its product is annotated as histone H2AX-like. Gene Ontology annotation, molecular function: protein heterodimerization activity; structural constituent of chromatin; DNA binding. The record is from RefSeq and is a predicted model, not a curated record. NCBI's taxonomy places the organism in Eukaryota, Metazoa, Chordata, Chondrichthyes, Myliobatiformes, Dasyatidae. The coding region runs from base 5 to 799 and encodes 264 amino acids. Gene Ontology annotation, cellular component: nucleosome. The transcript is spliced from 3 exons.